AUGGCGGACGGUGCUGGGCUGACGUGCCUGCGUGAAGUCCCCCAGACUGGUAACGGCGAAGCCAUCCUGGUCGACCCGGGGGCCUUCCCUGCAGAGGGUUCCCUGGAGCUGCUCCGAGGGGGCUCAGCGUAUUACGAUAACGUCCGUCCCUUGGCCUACCCGGACUCGGAUGCGGUGCUCAUCUGCUUUGACAUCAGCCGCCCAGAGACCCUGGACAGUGUGCUCAAGAAGUGGCAAGGGGAAACUCAGGAGUUCUGCCCCAACGCGAAGAUUGUGCUGGUCGGCUGCAAGCUGGACAUGCGGACAGACUUGAACACGCUCCGGGAGCUCUCCAAGCAGCGCCUCAUCCCUGUGACGCACGAGCAGGGCAGUGCGCUGGCACGGCAGAUUGGGGCAGUGGCCUAUGCAGAGUGCUCCUCCAAGGUCUCGGAGAACAGCGUACGGGAUGUGUUUCACGUGACCACGCUUGCCUCGGUCAACAGGGUGCACAAGAACUUGAAGCGCAGCAACUCCAAACGGGGACUGAAGCGGGCAUCACAGAUGCCUGGCAGGACGGACUUACUGAAUGACACAGAGAUCAGGAAAGACCGAGCCAAGAGCUGCUCCAUCAUGUGA
Molecule: messenger RNA, 615 nt
Organism: Nipponia nippon (crested ibis)
Lineage: Eukaryota; Metazoa; Chordata; Aves; Pelecaniformes; Threskiornithidae
Gene: RND2
Product: Rho family GTPase 2
Biological process (GO): small GTPase-mediated signal transduction
Molecular function (GO): GTPase activity; GTP binding
Source: RefSeq, a predicted model, not a curated record